This is a messenger RNA of Physella acuta, 2052 nucleotides long. RefSeq lists its product as uncharacterized. NCBI's taxonomy places the organism in Eukaryota, Metazoa, Mollusca, Gastropoda, Physidae. The record is from RefSeq and is a predicted model, not a curated record. Gene Ontology annotation, biological process: G protein-coupled receptor signaling pathway. Gene Ontology annotation, cellular component: plasma membrane. Gene Ontology annotation, molecular function: G protein-coupled receptor activity.
AUGGCUCAUGCAGGAAAUAUCAUCACCAUCCUUGUCUUCAAGAGAAGAGCCAUGAGGAACAACGUUCUGUCCAAGAUGUUCAUCGUUCUCUGUAUCGGCAACAUCUUCUGUUUAGCGUGGGGGCUCUCACGCCAUUUUGUCGAGGGCGUCUUCGACUGGAACUUUCGUCUUCACUCUCGCCCUGUAUGUUUUUUCCACAGCUUGUUAACCAUGUCGGGCAUGAGCUUCUGCAAUUGGUUGAUUGUGUGCAUCACGUCUCUGCGAUUGUUCUACAUGAUCAAUCCAGACAGAUCCAAACGCAACACAUCCUGGAAAUUUGUAGCCAGCAUAUCAACUGUUCUAACUGUUUUCACCUUCAUAGCACACGGCUAUACAGUGGACAUUGGCUCAGCCAUCACUGUCGACUCAAACACAGGUGCACUGACCAUGUGUGAGUUGACACGAGGCGACAUCUACUCACACAUCUCCAUGAGCAUCUUCGGCUUCGUGCCUGGAAUCCUGCUCUUCGUCCUCAACAUCGCAAUCGUCGGAGUCCACAGGUAUCAGGCGCCAGAGCAGAUGAAACACCGGAAAGCCUCGAAAGGCUUCGCCAUAGCGGCCGUGGUGUACUACCUAGGCUGUGCCACCAACAUCGUCAUCUACUGUUUCGUCGGUAGCAUCUUCAGGCACGAGCUCUGGAAACUUCUGCGACCCAUGCGGAAGCUCAUCUACCUGACGGGAGGGGUCGCUUCCGUGUCACCGUCAGCUGAGGCCUCCUCUAGGAUCCCAGCUGAGCGUGCCCGAAUGGAGCCUGGUGAAGAAGCGGAUGUCAAUGCCCCACAUCAAGCCAUGUCCAGUGGUGAACUAAUGAGGACAGCAACUGGGCCGGGGUUCAAACCUGAGUCCUUCAGUUCAGGAGGCUUUAUGUCCGAUGGUGGCUACAACGACACAAGUUACUACCGUGAGAUGAUACAGGAGUCAAAUCUCAGAACGGCUGACAAGGUCAUGCUCAUCAUAUUCUCUGGAACUUUGAUUAGUAUAGGCAUCCCAGGCAACAUGUUGUCAUUUCGUGUGUUACGAAGCUUGUACAUCAAACGAAACAUCACCUUCUACGGCAUGACCACGCUAUGUGUCACCAACGUCCUUGCCCUUGUCUGGGGGCCUGGUAUGAUUCUCGUUAUGGAUAUAUCAGAACUCAGCUUCAAGGAAAAAAGCUACGGCAUUUGUCUACUCUACAACUGGGUGACCUACAGCCUCAUCUCCCUAUCCAGUUGGAUGUACGUUCUUCUCAUCGGCCUGCGCACCAUGCGCUGGGCUGGCGAGUCCUCUAUGGAGGCCCCGGACAAGCUGGUGGGCCUGAAGAUUGGCUUCUUGGUGGUCCUCGUGUUCGGGCUGCAGGCUAUGAUCAGCUACUACAACACGACGUAUCAGAUUGGGAGUCACGUACACACGAGGUGCCAGUCAUCGCUCAGCAACACAUGGCGACUCGUCAAUUUCUUCUCGUUCGCCAUCUCCCCUGCUCUCGUUCUCUUUCUCAUCAACAUCAAAGCUUUCUUCAUGAAGUUGGACAAAUUAGAUGGCCUCCUACGGACGAGAGUAAACUACCAAGUCACCUUCCUGCUCGUCCUAAGUAACAUUUGUUUCAUGAUCUCCUACCUACCUUACGCCAUCUUUGCUGUUCUUGUCGUCCGCACCUACACCAGACAAACUGUGUUUGAGGAGGUCAGAUCUACGAUGGGUUUCAACAUCACCUACCUGUUGCUCUACUUCAACAACGCCACCAGCUACCUGCUCUUCUGCCUGUUUGGCGGCAAGUUUCGCAAGCAUAUGAAGUUCGUUAUGUACCCCAUACGUAAGGCUUCACUGGUGGCUUGUAUGCAUAACGUCCUCUAUUGGAAUUUUUCAGCUCCUAAUUACACAGCACUGAAAAAACAUGGAGGCCAUGAGCACUCGCAUAAGCCCAGAGGAACCAGUGCGUCAUCAGAUGAAACCACUGCGUUAGACUGGCGGGCUCCCAAGAAGAGCAGGUACACCGUCGCCAUUGAAGUCAAGCACAAGAAUACGCCUGUAUAG